AUGCCUUUCAAAGCAGCCAAAGCAGCCAUCGCAAAAAAGCUCGACCCCACCUUCGAAGACCUCGAGGACCAGCUCGAGAUCUGGGGCAAAAAGCGAUGGGCCCAGAAGCUCCGGUUGAAGCAGCAUGAAUGGCGCGGCCACCAGCCCUAUGAUCUUCCGCCCGCUGUCAAGACUUGGAUACGGUUCGCGAGCAAAUUGAACGUCAUGGUACAGCAGGAGUUGUACCUACAAGCGCGACAGGAACUUCUCUUUGAGGAACUCGAUCGCAGCCCAUGGGCUGCGGAAGAUAUAGUGGACAAGCAGCAGGAAAUUAAAGAGAAACUCCGGCGAUUCCCGGGAGCCAUCUGGAGGGAGGAGCGAAAUGUCUAUUUUUGCAUGCUAGAAAUAGAAGAUGGGCCUCUGAAACGUGCCUUUCGUGCCCAUCAUCGAGAUAAGGACUGGCAUCUUUCGAAGUGGGCGCGGGAAGACUGCGCAGGCAUGGGAGGAUGUUGUGGACGUGCUUGUGGGUGCUGUACAAGGCCGAGGAAUGAUAAGCGAUCGAACCUAAUUGGGCAUUGUAGUUCAAUGUGUCUGUGCUGUGAGAAGGCCAGGGGAUUCAGCUUUGUAUAUCUUCGUGAGCCUGGGAAGGAUCCACUGUGUAAGAUCCCAAUAAGGAUACUGGGCCCAUCUGUGGUGAAGCAAUAUGCGAAUACUCAUGUAUGGGGGCUUUGA
Messenger RNA from Aspergillus heteromorphus CBS 117.55, 711 nucleotides. RefSeq lists its product as uncharacterized. Lineage: Eukaryota; Fungi; Ascomycota; Eurotiomycetes; Eurotiales; Aspergillaceae. The record is from RefSeq and is a predicted model, not a curated record. The transcript has a single exon. The coding region runs from base 1 to 711 and encodes 236 amino acids.